Asterias rubens (European starfish) is the source of this 441-nucleotide messenger RNA. Its product is annotated as veficolin-1-like. The record is from RefSeq and is a predicted model, not a curated record. The coding region runs from base 1 to 441 and encodes 146 amino acids. The transcript has a single exon. Lineage: Eukaryota; Metazoa; Echinodermata; Asteroidea; Forcipulatida; Asteriidae.
AUGGAUCCACAGUGUGUAUCAUUUAACUAUCACAUCAUAAGAGGUAUCUGUGUGUUGAAUGAUGCCAGCAGAGCUCACAGCCCUGAUGACUUUGUGGCGAGUGAAGGGAGUGCCUACUAUGAUAACAACUUGGACACUUCUUCAUUUUCACUACCCAGCACUAGUAGUUGUCUGGAGUUGUAUCAAGCUGGUUACCGCAUUAAUGGUUUAUACACCAUCUUUCCUACAAGUCUGACCACCAGUGGGUUACAGGUUUACUGUGAUAUGAAGACAGAUGGAGGCGGCUGGAUCGUGUUCCAGAGGAGACAAGAUGGCUCUGUUGACUUUUAUCGUAACUGGGCCGAAUACCAAUCUGGGUUUGGUGAUCUGCAGAGUGAGUUCUGGUUGGGGAAUGAUAUCAUGCGUGACCUUACUGGUCAGGUCAAUGGCGACUCAGAGUAG